AUGGCAGCCCCUCUACACCCAGCAACCACUGUCACCAAUAUUAAAUCUCUCAUCCCCGUCACACUUGAGAUGAACAGCAGCCAGUAUGUCUCCUGGCGACUACUUUUCAUAACUCAUUGUCGUGCUCACGAAGUCAUCGACCACAUCAUCCCCUCUCCCACCGACUCUAAUGACGCCUCUCCCGACAAGCCGAACUCUUCAUGCAAGGCUGCUGAAAAACCCGCCAACUGGGAUCGUAUUGAUUCGAUUGUGCUUCAAUGGUUGUAUGCACCUAUAUCAACCGACCUCCUACAGACUAUUCUAAAGUCAGAUACCACAGCGCAACGUGCAUGGGAAACACUAGAGAAGAUUUUUCAUGAUAAUGCAAAUCAACUGGUGAAUGUUAGCUCCCUUGUCUCCGAAAAGCGAUUGGUUCUUCAGGUUAUUGCUGGUCUCAACGACCGCUUUAGCACGGUUGCGUCCAUCAUUCAACAAACCAACCCGUUGCCAGAUUUUUAUGGUGCCCGAUCACAGUUACUUAUGGAAGAAUCUCGUCAAGCAAAUCAAGGUUCAUCUGAGUCGGCUUUUAUUGCUACACCCCCAGCACCACCGGCUCCCCCUGCACCCCCGGCUGCCUGA
Messenger RNA from Erigeron canadensis, 618 nucleotides. RefSeq lists its product as uncharacterized. Lineage: Eukaryota; Viridiplantae; Streptophyta; Magnoliopsida; Asterales; Asteraceae. The transcript has 2 exons. The record is from RefSeq and is a predicted model, not a curated record. Bases 1 to 618 code for a protein of 205 amino acids.